ACCUGCUCAGGCUCAAUGCUAUUUAAAAGACAUAAGCUGACCUUUUGGCAUCAGUCUUACUUGAUCGUCUCAUUCAACCCUCAUAGAGAACAAUCAAUAGGUCCAAAAUGAAGUCCAUGAUCACAUUGACCUUCUUCUUGGUGUUCUGCUCGGUCAUGAUGACCACAACCGCCACGAGGCCUUGCCAUCGCUACGGCCGAAGUUGUCCCAGGGCCAUCAACAAAAUACUCGGCAUUUACAGAAAAGGCGAUAAUAAGAUCUCGUCCAUGAAAAAGUGCGAGACGUAUUGCCGGUCCAAGAAAGCCCAAUACGUGGUGUUUGCCGCGAGGAUUUGCUAUUGCUUUGAAACGUGCAAAAGGCCCGUGCGGGUGCGCUCCAAACGCGUGGUCGUCAUGUUCCCUCUGCACAACGACCCAAACAGGGUCUGCCGCGGCCAUUAAGGACAGCUCAAUCAACCAACCAACCAACCAACCAACCAAUCGAAUAUUGAAUAACACCAAGAGAUGGAACACUCUGUCUGGACCCAGGAUGUCAUUGAAAUUUUCAUGGCACAUGUGAUACUUUGCGUUCAUUUCAUGAUUAAAAUCCUUCGGCUUUGA
Messenger RNA from Tigriopus californicus, 599 nucleotides. RefSeq lists its product as uncharacterized. NCBI's taxonomy places the organism in Eukaryota, Metazoa, Arthropoda, Copepoda, Harpacticoida, Harpacticidae. The record is from RefSeq and is a predicted model, not a curated record. The transcript has 2 exons. The coding region runs from base 108 to 440 and encodes 110 amino acids.